GGCAACGACGCCGGUCAGCUCGCUAGAGUCGCCGGAUCGGUUCAGUCUGUCGCUUGAAUUGUACGCGCUUGUUCGUCACUCGUUACUACUCUGUGCCGCGUUCGAACCGAACUUUGUGCAAUCCUAGAUAAGUGUGGAUCGGAUUAUUUGCAGUGUGUGUGACGCUCAAUGACAUCGGAUGUGGAUUUUUAAGUGCUCACGUCAAUAUUCUAUUGAUACGAGCCGAUGGUUCUUUUGAAUAGUAACAUGAAAAUUAAUGGUUGCUACUAAGGGACAAAACUGAAAAAUGACAAUUGAUAAAGCUGGUCGCCCACCAGCGCCACGUCGUACGUCGACAUACAGAAGCUACGACGAGCUCGGUAUUAUAGAUAGAGGAAGACCUUUACGAUAUCGCCAUGGAGGCGUCGAAGAUUUAUCAGGAAUAGAACAUUUGCGUUACAGAUCCUACGGAGCCAACGACAUGGAUAACAUAACUGUUAUAAGCUCUGAGGAGUUACCCAAACCUAAACGAAAGACUAUGGAGGGUUUGGCUAGUGGAUUCAGAAGGACAUUUUCUGUUCGUAGCAGACGGGAACCCGAGGGGAUUCCUAUGGACACUUUCAGUGUGACUUGUGAGGAAAAUUUUGCAACUGUCAGAGGUGCGCCGUUCGGUAGACGCAGAUCUCUGUCUAGGGAUCGAGGAUCUUCGUUGUUAGGAAGGAGUUCUUCAGAGGGAGACGUGAGAAUACCUCUUCCUCGCGCUCCACCUGCCAACCCGACUCCUAGAUUGCACCGUUGUCUCCGCGCCUUGGGAGGAAGCUGGAAGAACCUUCUAUUAUUGGGCGGUAUGUCGCGCGGUGGCAGCGGCGCCGGCAAGACGGCGACUGCCAAACGCGUGCCCCCUCCAGCGGUGCCUGGGGACGCGUUUGGCACGCCGCAGCACCGCCACUCGGGGUCCAGCUUCGGCUCGCAGGGGUAUGCCUCCUGUGAAGAGCAGGCGUAUCCGCAGCCCCCCGACACUCCUUCACACACUAGAGACGACCACUCCGACUAUGGCAGCACAGUGUCCGGUGUGUCCGGAGUGUCAGGCGCCAGCGGCAGUCUGGGCAAGAGUCCGGCUGGCGGAGGCACGUUCACCUUCCCGCCGCCCUCACAGCCGCUCACACACAAGGCCGCGGUGUACUACCACCAUCAGCUGGCACUGAGCGAUGAUCAGGGGAUUGAUAUGACCCAGAGUCCAGGGCGCGAUAGUCCGGGCUCAUCAUCAGGUUCAGCCGGCUCCGGUUCCCGCCACUCCUCAGCCUCCCUGGACAGCGGCAGAGCCUCGGGUCGGAUGCCGCACCACCACCACUCGGCGUGCCACUGCGGUGACACCGUUGACAGAGUACGCGCGAUGAUAGCUCAAGGAUUACCAGAUCCCGACAUAAUCCACGCUUGGUUGGCCGAUUUACAAAUGGAGGAGUAUGCGAGGCUGUUCAUAGAGGCGGGUUACGACCUGCCCACCGUCACCAGGAUGACUCCUGAAGACCUGACAGCUGUUGGCAUCAAGAAACCAAACCACCGCAAAAGGUUAAAAGCCGAGCUCGCUAACCUGAACGUGCCUGAUAACUUGCCUGAUUAUAUACCGGGAUCUCUGGAGGAAUGGCUCCGUUUGCUGCGACUUGAGGAGUACGGACCCGCGCUGGUGGCACAAGGCUACCGCACCGUGCAUGACGUCACGCAACUCGCGUGGGAGGAUUUAGAAGACAUGGGAAUCGUCCGACUCGGUCAUCAAAAGAAGAUCCUCCUCGCAAUCAAAAGAGUCAAAGACAUCAGAGCAGGAAAGCGGAGCAUCAGUAACCAGGGAUCGCUUGAUUUCACACGAAUACCCGGACAGGAUUUAUAUCCGAGGGAGCAUUACCAGCCCUGGGAGAGACACGCGAGGAGUUACCAUAAACCCCCUGAUCUAAAGUUUGACGCCAUACCGACGCCCCUAUGUGGCACAGACUUGGUCCCCAUCCAGAUACGUCAUCCACGAGGUAAAUCGCUUGAAAGCUUAGAAGACCCAGCCGAGCGGACAUCCCAUACAACGUUCUCCCCAGAAGCGGGGUUCUACUAUGGAGGACAAUGGCGGCGAUCGUACGACGACGGGGACAUAACGCCUACUAACGACAGCUCGUACGAAGGCGGGGGUACUCUACCACGUCCCAGGGGGCUAGUCAGACCCCGACCGGUAGCUAAGAUCCAAGCUACCCCAGCCUAUAGAGACAAAUCCCCCGAUUACACAUACGACGAAAUCGCGUAUUCCGCACGAUUACAGCGCGUGGCAUACGGGGCAAGUCCUCACGUGGCCAGGAAACCGCCGCCAGAACCCCCCAAGAGACAAAGCUCUCAAUACACUCCGUUUACUAGAUUCGGACAGACAACGGUUGAAAUCCAUCCAGAGAAGAGUCUUCCAUUGAGUUUGCCGGCGUAUCCCAGUUCGGACUCUCUGAGCGUUUCUUUGGACAGUACGGGACUACUCCCUCCGCCUCCGGCGCCCUCUUCCCCGCCGAGGAGAUAUGAAGACGACAAAAUGAGGACCGGAUCCGAUGCUAGCUUUAAGUCCAGUUCCAGUACAGAAUCAGACAGCAUUCCAUUCGCGAAUGAAAACGCGGGUACAAUAAAACAGAAUCGCGGACAAAUUGCGGGUAGACCGCACACCGUGGACUACGGCCGAGCUGGUAUCGGCCUCUCCAGCCUUCCACCGCGGAACCCUGACAUCAAGUCCAACCACCCCCUCCCUGAGCACAAAGACGAGAACAAAAGUACCGAAACCGUCGACGUCCUAAACGACAUAGGCAACAUGCUGGCCAACCUAACGGAUGAAUUGGACGCCAUGUUGGAAGAAGAGAAACGUCAAGGCCUGACAGAUUCGUAAAACCGUUGAAAUCUUUUAUUACCUAAUGUACUCGAAUACAAAAUUAAUUUUAGUAAAAAAAAACAACCUAUAAAUUAUUUUCCAAAGAUUACUCUUGAUCAGUACUUAAGAUCAAUAUUCGGUUUGGAAUAUUGAAGGUAUAUCCAUGUUUGGAAAUCCUAUUUCCAUUUGAAACUAAUGUAAAAUUUACGUCCGUGAUGUGUGAACGAGAUAAAUUUCAACUCCUAAAACAUAUUGAGACAGCAAUAAUUCUGUUUUAUAAAAGCUGAACAUUCGACGCCAAAGCAUGCUUACCUAGUUCGCAUACUAAGUUCGCGUACUUUAGAUUAAGUUCGUCUUUAGAGUCUAUGUAAAAUCAAUUUCACAGUUAACACCCAUUAAUCUGAAUUUUGUAAUAAUAUAUUCUAUGUAUGUGACCAACAAUUGAAACAUGAAGCUUUUUACAAUAUCGUAGAUCGAAUCUAGUGUGCAAUUUUCGCGGUUUUUUUACUAACUGCACGCGCCUUCACUGCCUUCGUUCAUCGCCUUGCUCUCUUAUUUCUAUUGCCAAUACCAACUAUACAAUGUAGUAUUUUUCACUCUGACAAAUUUAAUACAUAGUGACAUAGUCUUCUUUAACGACACAAUAGGACUGACGGAAUGACUUUCUAAGACUAAUUAUGUCCAUGUGGGAUUUACUUAUUAUUAAUUCUGCGGAAUUAAAUGCCAUUAUUAUUAAUAUGAAAGUCUUUAAUAUACCUGUCUCUUGAGACAUAGGUAAUUGUAUUAUAGUAUUUUAUACUGAUCAGUAGACAUAUUGAGGUUUAUAAUAGGUUACAAAUGUUAAUAAUUAUUUCUCUGUUUGUCGACAUUUUGUUGUUAUUUUAUUGUUUAAAGUAGUGUCUGAUUUUUUAAUAGUUACUUUUAUUUCCUUAUCCGCUAGGAACCAUAGACAAUUAGGUAUAAAUGGAUCCAAAAAACAGAUGAAAAUGGCUAUUUUUGUAAAUAAUGUUUUACUUAAAUUAUGUCAUAGAAUGAAUAUAUCCAGUAGCUAGUUUUCCAUGUACAAUAAAAUUGUAGAGUACUUGAAUAAUAUUGUGUAGAAUAGACUAGUUAGAAUUUAUACAAAAAUGAUAUCUCUAGAGAAUAGUGUGACAACUUAGGGAUUACAAAAAAUGUAUAAACAACCUUCAUGUAAAUAGGCACAGAGUUUGUGAUCAGCAGGGUUACGUUAUGCGAACAUUUCUUUUUUCGGAUAAAGUAUACAUACCUAUAUUAUUUAUUUAUGUAUUCCUGUAUGUGAAAAGUACAAAAUAAAAAAUGAAAAAUUUGAAAAUUCUAGUAACAGCUUUGUAUAGGUAUUUAAUUACAAAUUUUACAUUGAGUACGUACAGAACUUCUAAACAGUUGUGAUUUCGUAAAUCUUUUAGUCACAAGCUCUUUGACUAUAUUAAUUAGCUAUAAGGCCUGAAUCACAUUUAUCCAUAUAGUUUUACAGACAUUAUAUUUUAAAUCAGUUGACAUUGUGAAUUACUGUAAUUUUUAUCUAGGCACCUUUAAUUUUAUUUAUUAGUUCGUAACAAACGUUUUAUUUUUUUUCAAUUUAGUAGAGUCAGAUUUUUUGUAGAGUCUGAAGUGAUAUUAAUUAAAGUAAAUGUUAUUAUUUUAAACAUUAUGUAACGUGUAAUGUAUUUUAUUUAGGUAUGAAUGGGAUUCAAGCCUUCAAAAAUUCAAAUAAUUAGGAUUUUGAAUUUUUGACCCUCACUAUACUGUAUAACAUUUAUUACCUAUUUUGGUUUUAAUUACUUCAUUCUUACAUAAUCAGCAAGACCUUUUGGAGAACUCAAAAAGCUUAUGCUGGGCUUAUCGAGCUAGAUGCUAUUUAAUUUUGCUAUCGUGCAUAUCUUAAAAGCAAUAAAUAAUAUAAUAUUGUAUUUUGAAGAAAUCCAUUCAGUUGUCUUUGGCUCAAAACAUCAAAAAAUAUAAAAAUAAAGUGAUGAGUAAUAAACAUACUAUCGUUGUUGUUUAGAUACAUCAUUGUAUAUAUAAAUGUAACCACAACCUAUUCCUGAACUUUUUAUACAUAUUUUAUUACAAUAAUUAUAACUAUAUUGUAACUAAUUACAUUUUUAGAGUUUUGUUUUUGUUUUCCUUUUGAAGUGAUAAAUAUGCAGUGGCCAUAUUAUAUUAGUGCUUACUCCAAACAAUAUUAUAGAUACCAUAGACACGACGAAGUGGAAUUUAUUUUCAAUACCUGGUAAAAUUACUGUCAAUAUGAAUUCGAAUAUUGAACAUACAAAAAUUUGAUAUUUUUACAUUAACCUGAUAGCUAACAUGACACAUAACUACAAUAAAUAAAUAACUCUAGUAACUAUUUGUAGAAUAUUAUUAAAAAAAUUUAGCUUUGUACUGUAAAUAAAUUAGGUAGAGGUCAGUGUUUGUAUACAGUCUCCUUUGAUACCCAACAAACACAUCUUGUUUAGAACUUUUGUAUACUUCCCUAUAAAAAAGACAAUUGCGUCUUUAAAAAUAAACCGUCACUUUUGUUACUUUUAGUUUUUAUUUCUUCUAAUAGGGUCGCUAGAAUAGGACGGUGCUAGAUAUAAAAUUGUAAAGCAAACCAUUUUUCAUGAUGAUUAUUAUUUUUUUAUACCUAUUAUAAAUAAAUUUACCUUGUUCUGUGAACUAGUCAAAAUUUUCUGUUCAGUGGCGGUUAUUAUAAAUUAAUGUAAUGUAUGGACUAUUACUGAAAACAGCUUGUAAUAAUUAUAUCCUUAUUUUGUAGUUCAGUUCUUAUUUGAAUAAAUAUUUGUAAUAUUUAAAA
Messenger RNA from Bicyclus anynana (squinting bush brown), 5681 nucleotides. It is a transcript of the gene ckn, whose product is annotated as caskin-2. Bases 287 to 2878 code for a protein of 863 amino acids. Gene Ontology annotation, molecular function: protein phosphatase binding; signaling adaptor activity. The record is from RefSeq and is a predicted model, not a curated record. Gene Ontology annotation, cellular component: focal adhesion; axon. Gene Ontology annotation, biological process: cell surface receptor protein tyrosine phosphatase signaling pathway; axonogenesis. NCBI's taxonomy places the organism in Eukaryota, Metazoa, Arthropoda, Insecta, Lepidoptera, Nymphalidae. The transcript has 11 exons.